This is a messenger RNA of Prorocentrum cordatum, 951 nucleotides long. The record is from the annotation of a GenBank genome assembly. Lineage: Eukaryota; Dinophyceae; Prorocentrales; Prorocentraceae.
AUCCACAACAGGGGCGUGGAUAAUCACAAGCUGUACAACGACCACAGGUGGGACGGCGUGAUCAAGAGCAUGGAGUCGCCGAAACCACAUUUGAAAGGGAAGGUUGUCGACCUCUGCGAGUUCGUCAAGAAAUGGUCUGGUGGGCCCGAUGCUUGCUACCUCAAGAACUUAGACGCGUGGGCCAAAACAUCGCGGUACCGCAAGGAAGUAUCGGGCGCCACAUUCAGGGCGUUGGCGUCCUUGGGCUUCUGCCGAGGACCCGAGCUGGUGAUAGCCAUGCUGAAAGCGUGCACGAUCAGCCUUGAGCCUUACACAUCAGCGGGGGUGUCCAAGCUGCUGAGCUCGACAGAUCUCGGAAGCGCGCUGACCAAACACAAGGAGGAGGUGCUGAAGUUCGCCGCCGCCAUUCGGUCUGCCAAGGCGUGGCCGGAGGACCUCCGACGCGAGGAUAUGUACCAGGGCAUCGGCGCCGUCGACGUGACGAAGGCGCUGGGGGACAUGGAGGUCAGGUCGGCGACGUUCGUGAUGAACCAAAAAAUGCAGGCGCCCAAGCGCGUCGAUCCUGCGACGAUGUACUUCAGCGCCGACGGCGGCAUCAACAUGAAGUACCUCGCACCCCUUCAGCUGCAGGUCGGGGGCAUCGCGGAGCCCAAGAAAGAGGAUGAGAACGUCGUCUGGUACAGGGUCCUGGACUCGAGCGCUCACACGCGCGCGUUGCGGGAGCUGCACGAGGACGAGUGCAAGGGGGGCAGCGACGACGAGGCCGACGAGACCAAGGAUGACCAGCACGGCGUCAAGAACGAGGCUGAGGUCUCGCAGAAGCUCGAGUUGUCAACUGGCGCGCUGGCCGACGACUACAAGGCGGUUCUGAAGACCGAGUGCGUCAGCGCCAUCGUCGACCCCACGGCGGCUUCGGCGCUGGACCGCCGCCGCAACCAGGGGGCAGGGUGA